UUUUCUUAAACAGCCCCAACUGACCUUGCUUCCAAAGGUGAACCUGAAAAACAGCAACCUGAGAGCCAACACUGAGCGCAGUGAAAGCACAACACUGGGAAGCACUGAGGGCCUCCUAUUUCCAUUGAGUCCUUUUCCUUCCUCCAGCAAAACCUGGGGCUCAUCUCUGUCCUUACACAGCUGGACUCUUCUGUGAGCCUCUUCGAUAAGGUAUUCAGACAGAUAAAUUGCUGGUUUGCAACUCUGCCAAUCAGGUUAGUACAAUUUCCCUCAAGGAUGAAUGACAGCACAGAUAUCCAUUGUUGUACUAGAACCUGCCAUGGCUGUGCACCGCAGGAAGAAUUCUCCUCCCAUUACACUUACUAUUUUGAUAUUGAAUCAGUUAUAUUUGGUGGAACCUGCUUAAGAAUAAUGAAGAAAAGGAAGGACAUUUCUGUUACAUGUUGAUUCAACAGUGGCACAUCACAUUUCUGAUGGCAGCUGCUUCUGUUACGACAACCCGGCCGCGCUCCAGACGCAGGUUCAGGGGGAUAUGAAGGUGAACACAGCACAGUUCAUGGCACUCUACGCCUGGUAUUCCUGGCCCAAUGUGGUUCUUUGCUUCUUUGGAGGUUUUCUAAUAGACAGAGUCUUUGGAAUACGGUUGGGCACUGUAAUAUUCAGCAUCUUUGUUUGCGUUGGGCAGGUGAUUUUUGCCUUGGGAGCACUACUUAAUGCUUUUUGGCUGAUGGAAGUGGGCAGAUUUAUAUUUGGAAUAGGUGGUGAAUCCUUAGCGGUGGCACAAAACACGUAUGCAGUCAGCUGGUUUAAAGGCAAGGAGUUAAAUCUUGUGUUUGGAUUACAGCUGAGCAUGGCCAGAAUUGGAAGCACAGUGAACAUGAAUAUCAUGGGAUGGAUAUACUCACGAGUUCAAGAUCUUCUGAGGCAUACUGGUCACACUACUCUUGGAUUAGCUCUCCUGAUAGGUGGCAUAACAUGUCUCUUUUCACUGGCCUGUGCCCUAAUCCUUGCUUAUCUGGACAAGAGAGCAGAGAAGCUCCUUUGUAAAGAGCAGGGAAAAACAGGUGAAGUGAUCAAGCUGACCGAUGUGAAGAACUUCUCUUUGUCAUUGUGGCUGAUAUUUGUAAUAUGUGUCUGCUAUUAUGUAGCUGUCUUUCCUUUCAUUGGACUUGGAAAGGUCUUCUUCAUUGAAAAAUUCCAAUUCUCAUCUCAAGAAGCAAGUGCAAUUAACAGUGUUGUGUACAUUAUAUCAGCACCCAUGUCUCCUGUCUUUGGAAUCCUGGUGGAUAAAAUUGGAAAGAAUAUCAUCUGGGUUUUAUGUGCUGUAGUAACGACGCUUGCUUCUCAUAUUAUGUUGGCUUUCACUUUCUGGAACCCCUGGAUUGCAAUGUGCUUACUAGGAGUUGCAUACUCCCUGCUUGCCUGUGCCCUGUGGCCCAUGGUGGCCUUUGUUGUUCCAGAACAUCAGCUGGGAACUGCUUAUGGCUUUAUGCAGUCUAUCCAGAAUCUUGGUCUGGCAGUUAUUUCUAUAGCAGCUGGGAUGAUUCUGGACACAAGAGGAUACCUGUUUCUUGAAGUCUUCUUCAGUGCUUGUGUUUCCUUGUCACUGGUAGCUGUAGUCAUGCUGUAUUUUGUGAAUCACCUAACAGGUGGUGAUCUUAACUGGUCAGCAAAGAAAAGAGAAAAACUGCAAAAAGUAGCUGCAAAUGAAGCAGAAGAACAAGAGAAACUCAGACGUCAAAAUGAAGAUGACUUGGCUAAAUUACAGCCAAAAGAUGAUGACUUUAGUUUAAGGAAUAAAUACCUCUCCAGACUAGGCGCUCAGCUACCAGAUAAUUACUCUUCCUACUUAUCGACAAUGGCACACAGAAGCAUGUUGAAAUAGCAUCUUGCCCCACUUGCAAGAGCAGAAAUACGUUGAUGUUCCUGUACACAAAACUUUAUUUCCAGUACUGAGAACUAUUGCAGCGAAGCCAGAACGAUACACCACGGUUUUCUGCAAGCAUAGAUCUCAUUUUAAAAGUAUGUGGCUUAAGUUCCUUUCUGCACCUUGAGGUAAAUAACACACAGAUACUGAGGAAGAAUCGUCUGGCUGUUGACUUGAACACAUGAACUACGUGCUAAACCAUCCUUAACUCCUCAGUGAGUGGCUCAAACCAAUAGCAAAGACCUGAUUUCGUAGUAUGCAACCAUGGCUGUAACAUAGAAGCUUUCCUAUAGUAAUCAUGUUGCCGUGAAAUGAGUUGUGGUGUAAGCAUGGAAUAUUUAGCCUCUCAAAUUGGACAACUUUAUUGCCAUAUUGCAAACAGUCUGUUUCAUUUUUCUUAUAGAAAAUGUGAGGAAAGGCUGCCUCUUCUAUUUUGGCUCAAGUAAAUAUUUCUGAGGAAGUUAAGCUGUGCACUUCUAAUGCUACCAUUCAAAAAGUACAAGCCCUGGAACUUAAUACUAGAUCAUAGGCUUAGCAGUAACUUCAUGUAAGUCAGGGUUAAUGUGAAAUUUGAUCUACUUAAGAGGUUGCAACUAAAAAACAUGGGAAGGGUUAAAUGUAAGAACUGAGUUUUGGCACUCUGGAAAAAGUGGUUGCAUUUCAGUGUGAAGGUUCUACUCUUCCUGUAGCCUCUGUGGAAAGCUGCUUCCUGAGCAGAGCUAGUUCCCACUAACUCCUGCAGAGUGCAUUUCCACUAUUGUUUUCUUUUCUUUUUGUUAUCCAUGAAGCCUCACUCACCUAUUUGGACAUAAGUUCCUAAGCACUAAUCCUCCUUUAAAGGCAGGAGCAUCUGGCCUUCUUGAGCACAGGUUGCACUGAGCAAGGAGCUGCUAUAGGAGCAGAGCACCAGGUGCACAGGGGUGAGUGAGCUCUUGUUGGCUGACUUCAGGGAGUUUUGUGUGCCAUGGUGCUCAGCAGAGUUCUGCAGGUUGGUCGACUGCAGAGAAAGUAUUUUAUUAUAAUAAAAAUGUUACAUUAUUUCCAUAUACUGUUGGUUUUCUUUUUUCUUUUUUUUUUGCCUGCAGUGUUUUGAACAGAUCUGAAAGUCACGGUUUUAAGGUUUUGUUUGUUUGGUAGUUUUGUUUUUACAGAUACUUCUCAGUGGAGGUUUACAUCUGUGGGAGACAAAGGUAAUCUGACUGAAACACUAAGCCAGGAGCACUUAGAUUAAUAGUAAUGUAUUCCAAAGAACAGUCUUGGAAAACAAAGUGACAGUCUGAGCUAUGCUGAGUUUAUUGCAGAAGGGAAGUAGUACCCUGACCUGUGAUAACUUCUAUUGGUGCUUUUUGUGCUCCCUCAGGGAGCCAAAUGCUAUCAGCUGUGAAAACAGAUGAUGUAAAUUUGGUUGAUAUUCUGCUUGUAAACUUGUGAAUUCUGGGUCUUUUUUAAAUAAAAGCUUUAAACGGGUGCUGCACAUGUA
This is a messenger RNA of Meleagris gallopavo (turkey), 3407 nucleotides long. RefSeq names its product major facilitator superfamily domain containing 1 (gene MFSD1). Gene Ontology annotation, cellular component: lysosome. Gene Ontology annotation, biological process: transmembrane transport. The record is from RefSeq and is a predicted model, not a curated record. Gene Ontology annotation, molecular function: transmembrane transporter activity. Lineage: Eukaryota; Metazoa; Chordata; Aves; Galliformes; Phasianidae.